AUGACACUGGAAGAAACACAGGACGGUGGAGUAUUCAUACAUAUAUUGUUGGCAGUUUAUCUGUUUGGUGCUCUUGCUAUUAUUUGUGAUGAUUAUUUUGUACCGUCUUGUGAACAUAUCUGUACAGGUCUCAAACUACAAGAAGAUGUCGCUGGAGCAACAUUUAUGGCUGCCGGUAGCUCAACACCAGAAUUCUUUACAUCAGUCGUUGGUGUUUUUAUCGCUCAAAGUGAUGUUGGUGUUGGUACCAUUGUAGGAUCAGCUGUAUUCAAUAUUCUCUUUAUCAUUGCUGCUUGUGGACUAUUUACUGGAAUGGUGGUUGAGUUAUCAUGGUGGCCAAUGUUUCGUGACCUUAUUUUCUAUAUCAUCUCAAUUGUAGCUUUAAUUAUAGCUAUAUAUGACGGAGAAGCAUUAAUAAUGUUUCUGUUUUACAUCGUCUAUAUCAUCAUCAUGUAUUUUAACCCUCUGCUGGAAACAAAAGCUUUGAAUCUUGUAGCCAAAUUGCGUGAUAGAUAUUUCCCUCAAAGUGAAGAGGAGCAGACAUUGCUUGAAAACGAAGAACAUGAAUCUUUCUCGUACACAGAUCUAUUAGAUAAGCAAUCUAUAGAGACUGGAUUUACAGAUGUCGUUGAAGAAGAUUUAAUUAAAGUGGAACAUAUUAACCAAGAGAAAGAUCACGACUAUGAGUCGCCGUGGGAAAUUCCUGAUUCGUUUUUGAUGAGGCUAUUCUGGGUAGCUAUGUGUCCUGUUAAAGCCCUAGUUUAUGUCACUAUACCUGAUUGCAGAAAACCAGGAAAAUGGAGAAAAUUAUUCUUACUGACUUUUCUAUGUUCGAUUAUUUGGAUUGCUGGCUUGUCCUAUUUAAUGGUGUGGAUGGUAACAAUUGCAGGAGAUUCUUUAGAGAUACCUGAUACAGUGAUGGGUCUAACAUUAUUAGCUGCUGGCACUAGUGUUCCUGACUGCCUGGCUAGUAUACUUGUUGCUCGUGACGGGCUCGGAGAUAUGGCCGUGUCGAAUUCGAUUGGUAGCAACAUUUUUGAUAUUCUCAUGUGUCUUGGAUUUCCAUGGUUACUGGAAACACUGCGAACGGGUGGUGAUGAAUCUGUGUUGAUUAACAGUGCUGGGUUGACGUAUUCGUCUAUCAUUCUUCUUUCAACUGUAGCAUUUUUAUUAGUGGCCGUAUUGUUAAACAAGUGGAAAUUGGACAAAAAAUUAGGAGCUACAUUCAUGUUUGUAUAUGUUAUCGUCAUUGCACUCGCUUGUUUGUUUGAACUUAAUAUUUUUGGCGACUUUAAUGCACCAGCUUGCCCGAGAUGA
Molecule: messenger RNA, 1317 nt
Organism: Lottia gigantea (owl limpet)
Lineage: Eukaryota; Metazoa; Mollusca; Gastropoda; Lottiidae
Exons: 8
Coding region: 1-1317 (438 amino acids)
Biological process (GO): calcium ion transmembrane transport; intracellular calcium ion homeostasis
Cellular component (GO): membrane
Molecular function (GO): calcium channel activity; calcium, potassium:sodium antiporter activity
Source: RefSeq, a predicted model, not a curated record